Molecule: messenger RNA, 1410 nt
Organism: Oppia nitens
Lineage: Eukaryota; Metazoa; Arthropoda; Arachnida; Sarcoptiformes; Oppiidae
Exons: 6
Coding region: 1-1371 (456 amino acids)
Biological process (GO): G protein-coupled receptor signaling pathway
Cellular component (GO): photoreceptor outer segment; membrane
Molecular function (GO): G protein-coupled receptor activity
Source: RefSeq, a predicted model, not a curated record
AUGGCAAAGAAUGUACCGAUAAGAGGUCUGGGCAUUGGUGUCGGCAGUUUGAACAUCAAUGAGACCCAUAUUAAAGACGAACCGGUAUGCCAUCCGUCGCAAUCAACAGAAGUGGUCAUAUUAUUAACAAUUGCAUCGAUUGGUUGUCUCACAAACUUAUUGCUUAUGUUAUUAGUUUUGAUAAGAAAACCAUUCAAGAGAUAUCAUAAAAGUUGGUCUCAAGGAUUACUACUACAUCAAGGAUUAGUAGAUUUAGGUCGUGCUUUGCUUAUCAUUCCUCUGGCAAUAAGUGUUAUGCAAUGCCAACGAUUGACGCGCUGUUCGAUAAUAGACUCCGUGUUCUUACUGUUGGUGACGGUGUCGACCGUUAAUAUGUUGACCUGUCUUAUCAAUGACGCGCCUAUAUUUCCAGAGCACGAACAGUUGGGUCGAGUACUCGGAUCAAUACAACACCAACCGCGUGAAUAUUAUUGGUUGGAGACGAGCGGUCAAAAUCCAAAUAAUAUAGACUUACGUAACGAUGAUUCUCCCUAUUGUAUAGUAUUUGCUGUAUUUAUCAUAUGGUUUGCCUCAUUGACAAUAAACUUGGGACCAACAUUACUGAGCGGUGCAUUGGCCAGUGGUACUGACACAACCGGACAUCUAAACAUUUGUCCAAUGGUUUAUCGCCCGGUGCGACACUAUGUACUCGACUUGUUAUGGAUUAGUGUUAAUCUAAUGUGUGUUAUGUUAAUGGCAAUACAUUUAAGGAAAUUAUACAAAGAUAUUGUUAAAUCAAAUCUGGAGGCAAUCCAUGUGUCCAGUUUGGUGACCACAAUGAUGACAGUGCAGACAGACAGGGAACAGGACGACCAAAGAAACUUUUAUAACUACGUUCAGAGACUUGAAAAUGAGGGCAUCAGUCGAGUCAAAAUGUUUGUCAUUAUAUUAAUCGCUUAUUUAUUAUUUUGGGGUCCACUCUAUAUUAUCACAAUAACACAACCGGGUUUGGAGACAUCCCUGACAUAUGAGAUCUGUUUACACGUGGCUCUCACUCAUUGUAUUGUAAAUCCCAUACUAUUUAUGGUCUAUAGUCGAGGAAAUUCUGAUUCCGAUCCAAAUAAUCAAGAAAGUGAUAGACAGGGCUGUUGUUGCAAAUGUAUGGCAUAUGUGUGUUGUAGUAAUGCGGACACACCAACAACAUCGCCAUCAUCACCAACAGUCAGUCCUAAUUUAGAUCCCAAUGCCGUAUCACCGAUGAUGCUCUUCUUUUCCAUUGGCAAUAAUCAUGUGAAUCCCAGUGCUCAUCAAAUGACUACUACUUGUGCUAAUCACACAACUAAUUCAAUAAAUUUCAAUUCAACUAAUAAACGAAUGGAGACGACUAUUUAGUAAAUUGCAAACAUAUAGACAUCGUAUGAAAAACAGGAU